This is a messenger RNA of Scatophagus argus, 6383 nucleotides long. Its product is annotated as inositol polyphosphate-4-phosphatase type I A-like. The record is from RefSeq and is a predicted model, not a curated record. Lineage: Eukaryota; Metazoa; Chordata; Actinopteri; Scatophagidae. The transcript is spliced from 28 exons. Bases 381 to 3524 code for a protein of 1047 amino acids. Gene Ontology annotation, cellular component: cytoplasm. Gene Ontology annotation, molecular function: phosphatidylinositol-3,4-bisphosphate 4-phosphatase activity.
AGCUACGUAAGGGGCGUGGUCAGCGUCGGUCUGCUACGGUGACUGUCAGAGGGACUUACACACACACUAACAGUGCAGCAGCCUCACGAUACACUCCUUACAACAGUUGUAUCCUAUCAAAACGAAUAUUUUACGAUAAAACGAAGCUCAGCCGAUCGUGAAGUUCUGCUGCCCUGUCUGGAGGUUCGUCCUCACUGAACCUGGAUCAGCUUACAUCCUCUUCUCCUCUUCAUCCCAUCAAUAGAUUAGAGGAGAACCGCCUUACAGGAGCUGCCGUGGAUCCACGCAGAAAGAGGAGCACAUCACAUGGGAGUGUGUGACUGUGUGUGUGAGGGUGUGUGUUCAGGCCUCCUGCCGUCGCCCGCUCUUCCCGGACAGGCAUGGCGGGGGGCAGGGAGCGCGUCUCCCGGAUGCAGAGGCCGUGGUCGGUGUACCGGGCCAACACAUUCGAGCUGUCCGACGAGAUGAUUGGCCUGGCGCUCGCAGUCGACACCAUCAGACCUGCAGCUGACACUGUCACUGCUGCUAGCUACAGCAGCGAGGAAGCUCAUCAGCUCGUAAUGGGAAACAGCCAGGACCCAGAUGAGCCUGUGCUUGAGUUCAGCGUGGCCUGCACAGACUUGCUGACUCCUGCUUUGGAUCGAAAACCCAACAGCUUUGUAGCAGUGAGCUGCACGACCCCUCCGCAGGCUUUCUGGACCAAACACGCCCAGACCGAAGUCAUAGAGGGCACCAGUAACCCCAUCUUCCUCAGCAGCAUCGCCUUCUUCCAGGAGUCCAACAUCAACCAGCAGACGCAGGUGAAGCUGGCCGUCUACGACGUGAAGGACCGCUCGCAGGGCACGAUGUAUAUGUUGGGCUCAGCACUGUUUCCUGUGAAGGAGUUGUUGCAAGAGAGAAGCCACAGAUUACAGCUUGAGCUGAGAUCAGCAGAGAACCAGCGGGUGGGGAGCAUCACCAUCGCUGCCUGGCAGAUGGAGGAGAGAGCAGAUCCGAGGGUGACGGUCGGCCGCCUGCCAGACAGCAUCAACGGGCGGACGAUGCUGCCUGUUGACGAGAGCCUCACAGAGUCGAUGGGAGUCCGAAUUAAAUACGCGUCGUUAUGCAAAGACACUCUGCUGCGCUCAGUGUUUGGAGGCACAAUGUCCAGGAUGUACCGCUUCCCCACCACAGACGGGAACCACCUACGGGUGCUGGAGCAAAUGGCCGAGAGCGUCCUGUCAUUAAACAUUCCCCGACAGUUUGUCAAACUGCUGCUAGAGGAGGACGCCUCCAGGGUGUGUGAGCUGGAGGAGCUGGGAGAGUUAUCCCCCUGCUGGGAGAAUCUACGGCGACAGAUUGUCUCUCAGUACCAGACCAUAAUACUCACAUACCAGGAGACGCUUGAGGACCUCAACAACUACAGAGGCCCGUCGUUCAAAGCCAGCAACCUGAAGGCAGAGAGGAAGCUCGAGUUCAUGCCAACCAACCUGCAUGUUCAGAGGAUGAGGGUGCAGGAUGAGCUGGGCUUCGAACACACGUACGACGUGGUAACAAUCGGAGCGCCGGCGGCUCAUUGCCAAGGUUUUAAAAACAGCGGAUUGAGGAAACUCAUCCAGAAGUUUGAGGAGGCAAAGAAACACGUUUAUGAGGAGGGAUGCGCCUUGUCCAGCUCCCAGUCCAUCGUCUAUAUACCCCAGGACAUCGUCCGAGCCAAAGAGAUCAUCGCCCACAUCAACACGCUCAAGACUCAGGUCAGCUACUACGCCGAGAGGCUUUCCCGAGCCGCCAAGGAUCGAUCUGCUAGCGGACUGGAGAGGACGCUCGCUAUUCUGACUGAUAAGACUCGUCAGCUGGUGACAGUAUGUGACUGUAAGCUGCUGGCUUCAGCCAUUCAGGCCCUGAACGCGGCGCGGCCCGAGUACAUCGCCUCCAAGUCGUCUCCCUCCGCCGACUCAGAACAGGUAGUGCUCCGGAAUGACCAAGACACGCUGCUGGCCAAGUGGAGCGGUCGCAACAGCAGAUCCUCACUGCACGUUGACUGGCAUGAAGAGGAGUGGGAGAAGGUUUGGCUGAACGUCGAUAAGUCCCUGGAGUGCAUCAUCCAGCGUGUCGACAAGCUGCUUCAGAAGGAGAGGAGACCCAGCAACUGUGGUCAGGACAGUACCCAGACUGACCUGCAGGGCGGCGCCACCAAGAAAGGUGGUGGGAAAAGACGAGCUUUCUGGAUCAACCCAGGAAGUACAUCAGAGGACACUCCAUCUUUACCAUCAUCAUCAUCAUCAUCAUCACAACCUCCACCAUCAUCAUCACCUCCACGAUCAUCAUCACCACCACCAUCCUCCUCCUCUUCACCUGCCCUCUCCUCUGCACGCCCCCCCAGCCCUGAACAAGAAUCCUAUGGAAGCCCCAGUGCUGAGGAGGCGUAUCCAGGCGAGUGGAGCGAGGCGCUGUACCCUCUGCUCACCACGCUCACCGAGUGCGUCGCCAUGAUGAGCGACACGGCCAAAAGGUCCAUGGUGUUCCUGCUGAUGCAGGACAGCGCCCCGACGAUAGCCAUGGACCUGUCGCUGCAGUACCGCCGCGACGUCGUCUUCUGCCAGACGCUGACCGCCCUCGUCUGCGGCUUCAUUAUCAAACUGAGGAACUGUCUCCGUGACAACGGUUUCCUCCGACAGCUCUACACCAUCGGCCUGCUGGCUCAGUUUGAGUCCCUGCUCAGCACCUACGGUGAGGAGUUGGCCAUGUUGGAGGACAUGAGUGUCGGAAUCAUGGAUCUUCGCAACGUCACCUUUAAGGUGACCCAGGCCACCGGCAGCUCCGCACCGGACAUGUUGCCAAUCAUCACGGGAAACCGGGACGGCUUCAACGUCCGCAUCCCGCUGCCGGGAACCAUGUUCGACGUGCUGCCGCGGGAGAUCCAGAGCGGCAUGCUGCUCAGGGUCCAGCCGGUGCACUUCAACGUCGGCAUCAACGAGCAGCAGACGCUGGCUGAGAAGUUCGGAGACACAUCCCUGCAGGAGAUCAUUAACCUGGAGAGUCUCUCCAGGUUAAAUUCAUACUACGAACAGUUCAAAGAAGUCCUGCCUGAGGACUGCCUCCCGAGGUCUCGCUCUCAGACUUGUCUUCCUGAGCUGCUGAGGUUUCUGGGGCAAAACGUCCACGCCAGGAAAAACAAGAAUGUGGACAUCCUGUGGCAAGCGGCUGAGAUCUGUCGUCGGCUAAACGGGGUUCGCUUCACCAGCUGCAAAAGCGCCAAAGACCGCACGGCCAUGUCGGUGACCUUGGAGCAGUGCCUGAUCCUGCAGCACGAGCACGGCAUGGCGCCGCAGGUCUUCACGCAGGCCCUCGACUGCAUGCGCAGCAUUGGGACGAGGGAGGGGGUGAUCCAGAAGAACCUGAGCGGCUUGCUGCCGGUGCGGGACUUCCGGCUGGACCCCAGCCUCCUGUACUCGCUGCCCCUGCUGGCUCUCAGCCCGAACCUCCUGGUGGUGUGGAUCUUCCUCAGCGUGGCCUAUUUCCUGGCCAAACUCCGCUGCAGCUGAGCGAGCAGCUCUCUGCUGGGAGCGGCUGACUGAAAGCAGAGCGAACGUGGAUGUGAAUACUGGACUCUGACUCCUGAAACUGUGCCGCCGUCCUGUGAGUGUGUGUGGAAUACUGUGCAGCGAGGACACACUGCCCCACCCCGACGAGGGCCUGAACACAACUGAUGCCCCGGUUCUCAAGGCCAAAGCUCUGCCCUCGUUCCUGUUUUGAAAAACUGCACAUGGUUGGCCCCGGAAAAGUAUCGUAAACACAGUUAUUUUGUCUCAGUAUUGGUAACGAUGAUUUGCUUGAUGAGGCUCCAGAGCUUCCAUAGGUUUGACAUGGAGGCUGCAUCCACACUAAGCCGGCGAGAGGUGCAGUUCAGGUGUCGUGUUUUCAGGUAGUUUUUGUAAAGCUUUCUGUCCGCACAGAAAAGCCGCAUUAAUAGAAAAGCCGUCAAGUCGUUUGUUGCAGUUCAGUAGUCAGUCGUGUCACGGUCAGUCUGGUUACUCCGCUGAGUGUCAGAUGAGUAAACUGACUCCUCUGCAGAUCUUGUUCCAGUGGUUCGUUACUCUUCACUGUUUUAACACAACACAAAGAAAACACCAACUGACAGUUUGUGUAUUUGUGAAUCACAGGCUGUAAAUGACACCUGGGUUGUGAAUAUGCAUAGAGAGUGAGCAGAUUAUGUAUGAGUCUUGGUUUCAGGAAUGUGUUAUUGUUGACAGUAGCUGUUACAAAUGAAACUGAGAGGUAAUUUAAGCUUUGCACAAGCAGCUUUCUUCAUUUAUCUUUGUCUUCCAUUUGCUGCUGCACCUUAGAAGCUAAAGUGGCGGAAAGCUUUUAUUUGGUGCCAAAAUUUAAGUCAGCUACUUUUGGCUUAAUGUAUAUUUUUCCAGGCAGUAUUUGCUCUUUUUAUUUGUUUGGGUCUUCCUGCUUUUCCAGGUUGUAUAGAAGGAGGUUUUUCUUUGCUUCCACUUCAGCCUGUGCACUUUCCAGCAGAUCUGGGUCAGCUCUGACUUACGAGCGGUUCUGUUUACUCUACAAAUUAUCAACUUCAUCAAUUACAGCCCUGUUUUCUAACUUCAGCCACACUAACGCGACUGCACAAACAGCAUUUCCUGCACUCCACCUUUUCAUCUUGCUCAAACUAUUUUAAAUACCUUGCAUACCUUACAUGAGCAAACGAACAGAGCAGAAAGCUCAGGGGAUCAGGUCCCGUGACAACACGCAUGACUGAAGGGCAGCACAUUGUAGCAGAGUCAGGCAGCUGCACAUGCAGAUUUCCUCUAUGUGAUCUGAUUCCGGGCAGGGAUUGAGUUAUCCAUCGAUCCUGCGUGCACAACAACAUCAUCUGAAAACAGCAAGAUUUGAGCAGUUUUGUCCAAACGAAAGAUAAGCUUCCCAUGAUUAAACAAAGAAGUUCAUGUUGCCUCCUGGGCUUUUUCCCGGUCACGACACCGUAAGCUCUUUUGUCCUGGCUGGCGUGUCUUUUAUGGGUUCAGCUCAUCUGUAAAAGCACUUUUGUUCAUUUCACUCCCUGAGCUCAAGCGUCUGCUUUUACCUGCCCUGAGGUCAGUAGCAGCCAGCGACCGGCGCUUUUCAGUCCCUCAAAUUGGUCCCAGUGCGGAGCAUCAGAUCCAGUAAGUCCCGUGAGUCGACCCACAUCUGCUCCUCAGCUUUUUUAUGCCAAUGCAGUGAAGAUCAGCUCUGUCUCGCCAAUUGACAAAGUGGAAUCUUUUGUGUUUUCAGGAUGCAGUUUCUAAUUGGCUCAUGUUGGAAUGUGCGGACAUUCGUAGGACAUUCAGGGGACACGUGUCCGAUUAUGCAGCGUAGGACUGUCGGUUCUGCACCCUUUAGAGCAUUUAUGUGUACCAUUUAACAUGUGUCCAGGUGUUUGUCGUGGUGACAAACUGGCACAGAUCGCAGCUAUAGCAGUUACUGUUAGCUUUAUAUUUGGUGGAUGACGUGAGUCAACUUUGUCUCUGUUAAGAUGAAUGAAUGACGGCUCCGUGCUUGUGCCAAAUGCUUCAGUCAGGUUUUUAUCAGGUGAAUUCAGGUUUGCAGGAUUGAUUUCAGGAUUGAUCGCCUGACUGUGUCUGUCAUAUGCACUGUAAUGCACUCGUCAUACCGAAAUACAAGAAGAGUUUUCAGCUUGCAUUACGCACUGGAAACCUGCAUUGCCAAAAUCAAUAUCUCAUUCUGUGACGAUAAACUAAAGCAUCAGUCGCCUCCCCGGAGUUUUCGAGGCUCCGUCUCAUUAAGAUCGACCCAGUAAGGAAAUGGAUCAGACCAAAAUAGCCUCCUUUGGGAGUUUAGCUGCUCUCAUGACCCCUAAACGCUCAAACACACGGGCCACACACAGACUGGAGCGUCUCCCUUUGGUUUCCUUCGCUCCAAUCGGGUUUGCAGUGCUUCUUUUUGAAUUGACCAGUCAGUAGAAGCUCAAGACUUGUAUUUCUGUCGUGACAUGCAGGCUUGUGUCAGGAGUAUUCACAAAAUAAGUGAAUAAGCAAUUGUCCCAAAAUGUUAAACUGCUCCUUUAAUUUAUCACUCACUCCUUAUGUCCUUAUGCCUUUAUUUAUUUAUCAUUAUCAUUUUAGAGCUACCUCUGUGAGAGAGAAGUUUAACUCAGUUAUUUAAAAGUAAAUAUAAAGAUAGAAAUGCAUCUAAUAAACAAAUAUAUUAAUUAAAUAAUCACUGAGCAGCGUGGAUGUGAGAGAACGGAGAUUGUUUUACGUAAAUGAAAACUUGUUCCAGUGAAGUCAUAUUUUCACUUUACGAUGACCCUUAACGGUCAUUUAAGUACACUAAAGUGCUUCCUAAAAAAAAACAUAUUAAUUAAAAGUCAUAAUAUCGUUGACCUUACAGAGAAAGAA